UUCUUUGUUUGUAUGUUUUUCACUUUCUGUCUUUGAUGGGUUUGUAGCGGUGACGUGCUGUAUGGCACUUGCCACGUCGACUGCUGGAUGCGCUCCUGGUCGCUGGAAUUUACACCUUUCCCCCAGUCUCCCGGUCUGGCAGCGCGGUGGCUAAUUGUCAGCCGCUGUUGUUAAUUGGAAGCAGACUUCUGCGCUUGGGAAGACAUACCGCUGCUUGGGUGUGAGCUGCUUUCAUUCCCUUUUUACUCCACAGUAAUCUCCCUUCACCUUCACCUACAAGAGUCAAGGUUGUCCGACAUUGUCUGGGCUUUGAUGCAGGCCAUUUCUUUUUUUAUUUGAACUUCUCAAGAGACUGGAAGAAACAGAAAUUUCUGGUGAGUCUACACUGUCCCUUGUGUGGAUAUCUCGUGGCUUCCCUCACACAUGAGCGAGCUCACAAGAAUAAACGCAUUUUCAGACGUGCGCAACGAAGUGAAGAACCUAAGCAGUGUUCAUGUAGGAUAGAUGAAUAGUUGAUUAAAUGACGUUUUUGCUGGUUCCCGUUCUCGCGAAAGUCUCGUGUGGCACGAGAUUCUGUGAGACAAACCGCAAAUUAACGGGACGUUGUCGAUAUUUAAAGGUGGUCGUUGCAAAAUCAUUUCAUAUUCGCUGUGUAUCUCUCACUCUCUUCUUUCUUUCUUCCUUUCUUUGUUUCUUUCUUUCUUUCCUUCUUUUUCUCACACAAACACACUUUUUGAUGUUACAAUUCAUUUUUCCUAGCAAAAAAAAAAAAAAAAAAAAAAACGCGAAAAAUUUGAAAUAAUAAUAAUUUCUGGAAACUGUGUUCUGGCGAAGGUUGAGACUCAGAACAUAAAGAUGGGCCGCUCAGGGUGAAGGUAAGGAUAUCCGACAUUGAGUUACGAGCUAAAUACACAGUGCCGCGCCAGCCCUCGUUAGACAGGAAGAAGAGGACAGGAAGAACAACAGGAAGAAAGCGAUGAAAGCAAAUGACAGCAAAGGUUACUUGUUCACACCCGUUAGGUACAGAGCCAGUGAACGCACGCACCUUUGUAAUCGUCCUACCAUUCAGAAAUCCUUCCAUCCACAUUGCAGCUGGCUUACACUUCUAUGACAAAUAGUUUUGUUUUCGCGUUUCAGACAACUUCAGCAUUUUUAAUGUUUUCCAAGGUAAGGUUUGUGUGGCAUGUAAAUUAUUCUAAAACUUACAAUAGGAAAGACAUGUAGUAGCUGAUAACUUAGUCAUAUUAUAGGUCAAUUAUUCCUUUAGUUUUUAUUCUCUUGUCUUGCCGUCUUGCUACCAGAUUCUGAGUGAUUGAAUUUUACUUAUGUUAUUAAACAAGGCAAAAUUAAAAAAAGUAAUUAGUACAGCUUCUAAACCCCUGGAUAGACAAGCAUCGAAUAAAGAAACUUCAACAGUCUCGCAAGAAAAGUGAAAGAACUGAAAGAAAGAAAAAAAAAAAAACAAUAACAGCACACUCUCAUCAUGCUCCUCUCAUCACACGCUCAGGCAUGUACUGCUACAUGUCGUUGUCAUCUUUAACAUCACCACCUUCAUCAUCGUUACCAGCAACAGAAGCAAGCUUUUCACACCCCAAGCCUACAACCCAUUAAUCAAGAAAAUGAAGGUGAUUUCCAACUACUUCCGUUCAUGCACGAGCGCAUCACAUUCGGCAUGCAACCUUGCCCCGCGCUGCUCCAACAAAAAAAAAAAAGCUUUAAUUGGAACUAGAAUAAUAGAAGAUUCUGUUCCUUCAAGGACGGUUGCGGGCAGGAGGAGGGUAAAACGGUGGAAUAGGGGAUGGGUGGAGGGAAGUAAAAGGAGGGAGAGUGGAAGGAAGGAGGUGGGGAACCUUCAGACGGCAGAAUUCCAGAAACCAGAAGAAAAGAUACACUGUGACUGCCGCGCCGGUGAAAAAUGUGGAGGUGGUGCUGCCACGGUCAGACCUAUCUCAACCGAUUAGAUAGUGAUUCCCUGAAAAAUGACACUAGGGUGCCGGGUACACACGCUCUCUCUCUCUUUCUUUCUCUCGGUCUUUCUCUCUUCCCCCUCGUAUCUCAUCCAAAUUCAGAUAGACUCUUCCGCGCACUAAACUUCCCCCUUCAGCCACAAACCCUUUUCUAUUUUUUUGGCCGGUCCUUGCCAUCCUUUACCGUAACUGCCGAGACCUCACCCUUGUCUGAUGCACUAAACAAUAUGCACACUUCCCAUCUUCUUCUAAGCUCGCUCUAAUUCCUGGUUUCCUUCAGGUGUAAGCGCUUCCGUCGACUCAGCCGCCCUGCUGCUUGGCGGUGGAACCUCUGGGAGGAGAGUUAAGCUCGCGAAAUAAUCGCCGCAACUCCUGCGUGUGUGUGUUCAAGAGGGAGGAGGAGACUUCUGUCCUCUGACCAUCUUCUCCCUGACGACCUGCCAGCAGAUUUUUGAUCCUGCACUUGGUUGUUCUGGUCGCCGGAUGGGUCAGUAGUCUUCCAACCAGACCGUGAAAAAAAAUGUGUUCCCGCUAGGAUUUGAAACAGAUCGCUGUGGUCUGUGGCAGCGCCUUCAGGAUGUGUUGCUGGCAGACUAAGAAACUGUGGUUGUAGCUGUGGCGACCAUAGGCUGUGUUUCAAUCAGGCCAAGAAACUUGUGAUUGUGGUGUGUUGCUGCAGUGACUGUGGUCCUUGUUCCUUCUAGGUAAAACAAAGGAUAACUUUCAGAAUGUGUUCCUGAUGGACCAAUAACUGUCCACCUCGUAGAUUGUAGUUUAUAGACUGUGCUUCUGAAAAACCAAGAAACUGUUGAAACCCUCUUAGAAGUUCUGAAAUUCCAAGAAACCGAUGAUCACAACAUCACUGCAAUGUUCCUCGGAGAUCAAGAAACUUCUUACACCGCCUGUGGAUCGUACAGAGAAGCCGCAUGUCUUCAAGACCACGACCCUUAGCUUAGAGAACCCCUCCAAGCACAGACUGUGUGAGUGCCAGAGGACAAAGAGGAGAGAGGGAGGAGAGAAGCCGAUGCCACCUCGAAACCGGAACCGCUGCCGCCUGUCCCUUUCUUCCUCAAGGAUCGUGGCAUUUCUGAAGCCUGCUUUUCUGUCAAGCCAGGAACCUGGUCAGUGUAACCGCUAUCUGAAGUAUCAGUAACUACCGCCACGAGAUAGGCUUCACUCACUGUCCGGUGCCAGCGACACCGCCUGCCUGCAGCUGUUGUUGUUGUGAUUCAAGGUACCCAAGACUCUGGAAUCGAUCUGGUCAGGUGACAUCGUUCUUGCUUCGAGUCCAAGUCCCUGUUGUGACAAACCUCGUCCUCACAGUGCGAGGUGGAUGACUGCUUCUGUAGGAGUCGGCGUGAAAGAAGUUGUCAAGCGGGGCAAACGAGUGGGGCGGAGUCAGCGGCGGGCCAGCAGCGAGGCUCCGCGCGUGAGGGCUGCUAAUUAGCCUGCUUUUCAUUGGAUGACUGACAGCUGACGUCACGGCGCAGGCGCGGAGUGAGCGAGUGGUUAGUCGGGCUCAGCGCGGGAGGGAGCCCACAAGCGACAGCGCGCAGUGCGAGCGAGUCACGAGGGACGGAGCCGCCAGCAGUUGCAACUCCGCCAGCGAUUGGGUGUAGCAUCGCCACCCCUUUCCCCUUUCCCUCCCCGAGUUCCCCCCCCUCUCCCCUGGCUCGCACCCGUAAAGAGUCAGGCCCUAAACCAACUACAAAAGCAACUGGCGGAAAAGGGGGGAGUCUGAAUGCCUGUUCUCUCGCUGGCAGUCAGCAUUGUUAUCUUUCGGUGAGGAUGGUUGUAGGAAGCAAACGCCAGUUGUAGUCGCACCUGCGAGCUUGUGGAGGGAACCUUCUGCCGAGAGUCGAGACAGUGCCGUGCAUACAUUCCUCCUCCUCAACGGACAAGUAAGAAACUUUCUUUGACGAUACGGACUUGAAGAGCUUCUUAAACCUUGUGUGCUGGAUUUUUUUCCUCCUCUUUUCUGUCACUUCAUUCACUGUUGCACUUGAAGACGACAGUUUUAAAGUUUCUAUCAGAAGAAAAGAUUGUGUAAGAAAAAAAAUUACUUGAAAAGGAACACGGAGAUAUUUUGGCCUCACCAAUCAGAACUCCAGUAUUAACAGGAAAGGAAAAGUUUGGGAGACGAAGAAAUCGUUUUACUUCCCCUCCACAAUUUUUUUUAUUAUUACAGAUCGUGAGAGUGCACUGACGCUACCCGCUAUGAGAUCAGAAGUGACCUUAGAUGGGUCACGUGAAACUUGUUCAGAUGUGAGGAGCUGAGUUGGUGACAUGGAGAUACCCGUGCAAGAAGGACCUGUGUAUGUGUGACAUUGACAGUGACAGGUUUUAUGGUCAGUGAAAACAGUGUACAUACAGUGUAAUAAGUGUCCCCUUUCCCCCUCCCUUAACUGGAGAGUUGAGGUGUCAGGUUUUCCCUCCACUACCUCCAGUCUACACCGCGAGGUAGAGAAGCUGUACUGUCGGCGUGGAGCAGCGGAAGAACCCUCGAGUGUCUGUAAGUUAAUCGGGUGUGAUCGUUUGACCCCUGUCGUCACGUGCCAGCCCACCCACCAUCGCCAUGAAAUCGACAUCUGUGUGUCAACACUUCGGUGCCGACGAUGCUAGUAACUGCUGGUGCUGCAGUCGUCGUGGCUGCCGGUGGCGUGGUCGUUCGAGCAGGACUUUGGAAACUCCGGCGGCGGUGGUGCCUGGCGCCUGGGUGGUGGCAGCGCUGGUGUUGGUGUCCGUGGUCGCGGCUGUUAGCGGUGCUGACCAGCCCCGUCGAUGCCAGGAGAUUACUAUCCCUAUGUGCAAGGGUAUUGGGUACAACUACACCUACAUGCCCAACCAGUUCAACCACGAGACGCAGGAGGAGGCCGGAUUGGAGGUGCACCAGUUCUGGCCGCUGGUGGAGAUUCACUGCUCGCCGGACCUCAAGUUUUUCUUGUGUAGCAUGUACUCGCCCAUUUGCAUGAGCAACUACCGCAAGCCCUUGCCUGCUUGCAGGUCCGUCUGCGAGCGUGCCAAAGCAGGAUGCGCUCCACUCAUGCGUCAGUACGGUUUUGGCUGGCCUGAACAAAUGGACUGCGAAAAGCUGCCCAAGUAUGGAGAUAAAGACCAGCUGUGCAUGGACGCCAACACCACGGACCGCCAGACGCCCCCACCCCACACCAAGUACACCUACCCUACAGCCCGCCCAUCAGGCGUCGACUUCCAGCGACCGCUGGACCACGGGGCCCUGCCUCUCCCUCCGGAUCAGGCACCGGCUCGCUCCACGGAGCGUGACUGUCGCUGCCAGUGUCGGGCGCCGCUGGUGGAGGUCCAUAAGGAUUCCAGCAGCUACUACAACAAGACAGUCACCGGCGGCAUCAUCAACUGUGCCGUCAACUGUUACAGCCCGUACUUCAGCGAAGACGAGCGUACCUUCGCUACCUUCUGGAUCGGCCUGUGGUCCAUCCUGUGCUGCAUCUCAACCUCCAUGACGGUGUCCACGUUCUUCGUGGAUAUGCAGCGCUUCAAAUACCCUGAGCGGCCCAUCAUCUUCCUGUCCGCCUGCUAUUUCAUGGUCUCCAUCGGCUACAUCAUCCGCCUUAUCGUUGGUCACCAAGAAGUGGCCUGCGACGGCGACAUGGUGCGGUAUGAGACGACAGGCCCGGCCGUCUGCACCGUCGUCUUUCUGCUCAUCUACUUUUUCGGCAUGGCUUCGUCCAUCUGGUGGGUCAUUUUGUCCUUCACCUGGUUCCUAGCUGCCGGACUGAAGUGGGGUCAAGAGGCCAUCGCCUCGUACUCGCAGUACUUUCACCUGGUGGCCUGGCUCAUCCCCUCCGUCAAGUCCAUCGCCGUGCUAGCCAUGUCCUCCGUGGACGGUGACCCCAUAGCUGGCAUCUGCUUCGUCGGCAACCAGAGCCUGGAGAACCUUCGCGGCUUCGUGCUGGCCCCUCUCUUCAUCUACCUCAUCAUCGGCACAUCCUUCCUGCUGGCCGGUUUCGUCUCGCUCUUCCGCAUCCGCAGCGUCAUCAAGCAGCAGGGCCGCGGCAAGACGGACAAGCUUGAGCGCCUGAUGAUCCGCAUCGGUGUCUUCUCCGUGCUGUACACUGUGCCGGCCACCAUCGUCAUCGCCUGCUACUUCUACGAACAGCACCUGCGCGAGAGGUGGGAGAGGACUCGCACGUGCCCGUGCCAGGAGGGCGGAGCCGCGCCGGACUACUCCGUGUUCAUGCUCAAGUACUUCAUGUGCCUCGUCGUGGGCAUCACAUCAGGCUUCUGGAUAUGGACUGGCAAGACGGUUGACUCGUGGCGCAAACUCUUCUACGGCAAGCUGUGCCACACCCACUCGUACUCCCACCCCAACCGCGGCAUGACCAAGACUUACGCCAAUGCCACAUACCAGCCGGCCAAGCCACAACCGCUCAGUCACGUGUAAGACAAACCGGAAAUGGUAAUAGAGACGGGGGAGGGAAGUGUCCACCCUCUUCUCUUCUUGUCUUUGGUGUCAGAUCAUGAUGCAGGCGAUAGCAGCAGGGAAGUGGCAGGAAGGACUGUCCACGUACGAACUGACCCUCGACAGCACACCAACGAAUAAAGCUUCUGCUUCUUCUUAGUGUGACAACGAUGACUUGGAUAUCAUUCUGUUGGUGUGUCGCUUGUUGACGAUGCUAAGCUAGCCUGACUUGUAGGAACUAUGUCACGAGCUCAGUUUCGAAACUUUAUCCGACAUCUGUCAUGCAUCAUGACCAGUCAACCAGAUAUGAUAGCUCUCUGUGAAUGGAUUGUACUCGACAGGUGACGCUUUAGUGAUUCCUGAAGCACUGUGUUAUGAGGAACACCUCGAUUGAGUCUUUUACUACUCAGUCUGUGCGUGCAUGAGUGAAUGCAUGUGUGUGUGAGAGUGUGUUUUGAGUCAUCUUGCAUCACCAGAAUAAGUUUCAAAGAAUUAUGUUGGCAAAAUUUGAAAAUGAAUGCAGACGUUUUCGCCAACUAUUUGCCGCCUGGAGAAAUGACUGCAAUCAAAGAAAUUAAUUUUUGGUAAUUUUUAAUGUCAGCUGGUGCGUACGGCGAUGCUAGUCGAACUCUGACGGCGAAUGUUCACUCUCUGCAGCAAGUGUUAUUCUAGAGCGUGUCAGCACGUUCGUCAGUGGAGUUAUCUUCUUGUCAUCGACUCCGCGAAGCGUGUGACAAGCCGAGGAAUAUUGACAAACUGCGGACCUACCCUGUUUGGUUUUUUAAAAAAUUUGUUUUGCUUUUUUUAAACGGGGAACUAACCAUGGAGUACGCCAGAUGUGAUGUAUAUUUCUGUGCUAUAAUAUUCAGUAAUAACCAAGGUUCGUUUUUGUUUCAAGGCAAGGCUUUUUUUCAUUUUUAACUCGUCUGUUUUUUAAAAGCCAAGCCAACGUACUUAACACUGCUGGCACAGGUAGAUGGUGGUGCCCUUCUCAUUUCCGAUGUAGUCUGGAGCAUUAAGAAAAAAAAAAAAAAUCAGACGAUGCUGUCGACUGUGUUUUUGACUCAACCUUUCAACUCAGCCAUGUGCAUUAAAGGAUGCGUGCGACACUCCAUGAACUUCGCUCAUCCCACGGUGCUCUCGUGUCUACAUACCUGUGAUCACCCUCCAGGUGCUUUUCAUGACUUAGUAACAAAAUCACAGGUGUGCUUGGGGUGGACUCUCUUGCUUGCUCCCUCUUCCAGCCGCACGCUCAAUAUCUUCAUCUAAUCGAGCAUUGUAGUGAAAAGAAUAAAAAAGAAUGAGAGAAUGAAGACACUAACUCUAACUGGUCAUCAGUGGUGACAUUAGCAAGCAUGAGGUAGACUCCUGAAAGUUGGAGAAGUAUUUGUGCUCGUUUGAAAAAUAAACAUGAACCGAUGGUGGUGCCAUUUUGUGAAUUGCGGUUGAGAGGAUUUCUCUGGGAACUAACGAAACAACUGUAGACUUAAACUGCGCACCAGAGGUGGGAAUGAGGAAGACAGGAAGGAAGCAGCCAGCAAGUGCCAAGUGUCCCUGACUUUUAUGUGAACGAGGCUUGGUUGUCACAGCUCGGAGGCUGUGGGGAUGUGGGGGAGCUUAUGCCAUACGUUUGAAGUAUUGUAUUACAUGCGCGCGCGUGCGUUGGUGUGUGUGAAAGAGUGAGUGCGUGUUUAUCUAAAGAACAAAUCCGAUGUUGUACAAUUGGAGAGAACAUGCGUGCUGCAGCAUGCCAAAGCUACACUGGAAAUACAAGACACGGCAUAAUCAACGAAGUGAUGUAGUGACUGUGAACGUUCGUUAACUAAUAAACUCCACCACCCUCCUUCCCAUCUCCAUCCCUCUCACCAACAUUCAGCUCUGAGACAGAAACUCUGACCUGUAAAUAGCGAGGGGAAACAACCCCAGCCAUACAGAAUGUUGUUGUGCGUUAGUCACACGUUUCUCCACCAUUUUGCAUUUGUCUGGGCCCUUUCCUCCCCGUGGGUAUCGAUUCACACUGCUACUGCCAGGAAUGAUACAGUGUAGACCUUUCAUAUACUUCGACUGAAGAGCUCCGGCAACUCUGUGGCGCUUACCUCCCCUGUACAAUUUAGUCAAAAAUGAAAAGGCGCAUUUUUUUUUUCCUCUUUCUUUCCUUCUUUCUUUCCACAACGUGUAAUGGCGUAACUGUUAGUGUGGUCCCGAAAGGGGGGUAAGAGUGGGUAGAGGACUGGGAGGAAAAAGAAAAACACCCGAGGAUUUAGGUCAAGCGUGUGGGGCGUUUAGGUCUCCAGUUGUGUCUAUUUGUGUACUCUACCGCCCGUCCUGUAUGAACGCAUUUACAGAGUGAGCAGAAAACAUGGCCACGCUAUUUUGUCCCUGCUGCUUCAAGCGCCCAUCGAUUCAUUGUCCCCGUGCCCAGGGGCUACGUUCUUGGGCGAGAGAAGCCCUUUUCAGCAGGCGCACAAAGGCGCGCGCUUGACUAUCGGCAAAGCUCCACAACGAUUUCGCUGGCGCUCCGGAGUCUUGGGGCGAGUCUCAUUAGUCCAAAUGAUGCACGGGCUUGGCCCCCAUCAUCCUCCAUGCUUGGCAGGUACACGUGCUCGGAACCUUCCAUGCGUUCAGUCUAUGUGUUGCCCCUAAUAUUCCUUUUGCAAUAAUUUACUAGGGGAGGGGAGAGAGAGAGACAAAAAUUUUCGGGAAAGAGUUCAUACUAAUAUUUCCUAUCGGUUAGGAUAUAAAUAUUUUUCUUAGACGGGUAUAAGACAUGUUAUCUAACAUUAGUAGGUUCCCUUUUGCUCACAUACCCUUACAGUCUUUUUUUAAAAAAAAUUGGAGCAGGAGGUGUUUGACGUGUCAAUAGAAGAUUAAACAGCAGCUGCGACCGAGUGCUCUCGCGGGGCACGUUUGUGUUGGGUGUAGUGUCGACCGCAGAGAACAUCGUCCGUUGGCCGUCAAACAAGCCGCUACUCCACCCAACAGCAUGUCGGACAACACGGGGGCAUCUCGAGGGAGAGCUCAUCGUUACGGAGCGAGGUGUCGGGAGGGAGGAGUAGCGGGAGGGAGGAGUAGCGGGAGGGAAAGGUUAGUUUCCGUGCCGCCGAAAGGUUUCUGCUUGUGUCGGGUGGGUGAGCGCAGUGCGGACUCCGGGUGUGACACACCAUAGAAAAUCAUGGACUAACGUGCUAAAGGGGUGGUGAGGAGAAGAGGUAGGAGCAGAAUAUCGGGGUGUAGCAUGUCUACAAGAUGGAUACCUGCUGAACAUAAAUCUUUCUCAUUUAAAGAUUUUUUAAAUACUUUAAAUAGCGUUUAGUGUAUUGUUAUCAGACUGCUGACAUUACAAUGUUCGUUAUAAACGUGAGACUAAAAUAUUUCAUUGUACAGUCUGGAAAUAAAAAUUAUCAUUGUUAAGGAAACAGCCUGGUACAGACCGUUACUGUUAAUGAGAAAUCGUCAUCAUUCGUUCCUCGUCAUCAGCGAUGACUUUCCUGAGAAGCGUGGCACAAACGAUGAUUCAUCUCUCUACAUUCGGCUGUCGCGAAAAAAAAAAUGUAGAAAUUAGGUUUUCGUUCUCGCAUGGUUUCAAAAAAAUAAUUUACUUUUUAAAUUAUGUUAUAAAAAGGGCAGUCUGAGAAUUUUCAUCUUAUUUUUUGUUAUAAUUUUGUAAUUAUUGUAGCCUCUAUUGCCAAUGUUUUACAGAAAGUUUUAUUUGAGAUGGUUUUAAAAAAUGUAAAACGCUUUAUUUUUAAGUAGUGACAUUUAUGUAUCCAUUUUAAACUUCGUUUAAAGUGCUUUUGGUAAUUACCAGUGUUGACCAUAAGUAAGCUUGUUGCAGGAAAGAGAUAAGAGACACUUUUAUUUAUUUCAACACCAUCCUUACCUCACUCCCACCCCCACCUCCAGUACACACAGUUAGUCCAUCCUGCACGUGUACAGAUUCUGCCAGAGUUCUCCAGUUUUUCGAAGUCUUUUUUUUUUUUUUAUUUCACACUCCCACCCAUCUCCACCCUCUGUAUCUCCCUCUGUCUGUCCGCUGAUGUGUGACAUGUUCAGUUCUGCGUAACGAGCGCAUGUUGACAGAGCUCAAGGCGUUUACCGAAUUUCUGGCACCACAAUGACAGUUGUGCUUAACGUAUUCAAUGCAUGGAUCGAAGCAAGGGGGGAGAGGGCGAUGACCAGCUGUGCUGAACUGUGAACUGAACUGAACUGAACAUGACGGCUUUGAGUUGAACGAGUCGUUUUUGCAAUAAAGCAUGUUCACUUCAUAAAA
This is a messenger RNA of Pomacea canaliculata, 10675 nucleotides long. RefSeq names its product frizzled-5-like. Lineage: Eukaryota; Metazoa; Mollusca; Gastropoda; Architaenioglossa; Ampullariidae. The transcript is spliced from 4 exons. The record is from RefSeq and is a predicted model, not a curated record. Gene Ontology annotation, cellular component: plasma membrane. Gene Ontology annotation, molecular function: Wnt receptor activity; Wnt-protein binding. The coding region runs from base 4543 to 6387 and encodes 614 amino acids. Gene Ontology annotation, biological process: non-canonical Wnt signaling pathway; canonical Wnt signaling pathway.